Liolophura sinensis is the source of this 4273-nucleotide messenger RNA. RefSeq names its product TPR repeat-containing protein DDB_G0287407-like. Gene Ontology annotation, cellular component: Cul4-RING E3 ubiquitin ligase complex. NCBI's taxonomy places the organism in Eukaryota, Metazoa, Mollusca, Polyplacophora, Chitonida, Chitonidae. The record is from RefSeq and is a predicted model, not a curated record. Gene Ontology annotation, molecular function: protein binding. The coding region runs from base 1 to 3780 and encodes 1259 amino acids. The transcript is spliced from 27 exons.
AUGGGGCUGAAGGAUCCACGGACCUGUCGGAUCUUCUUCUCGUCACCGUUUGGUGGCAUGGAGGGAGAGCGGGAAGAAUUGACCAGGAAAUACUUCCCUCAACUUCACCAUCUCUGUAACUCCAAAGGAAUACAGUUUGUGGCCGUUGACAUGAGAUGGGGAAUCACUGCGGAGGCCUCCUCCAACGCCCAGGUCAUCAAGAUAUGUCUGCGAGAACUUGACCGCUCAGAUCUCUUUGUGGGCUUCUUUGGUCAGAGGUAUGGGUGGCAUGGCAAGAAUGAUGAGCUGCUGCAGAAGACAUUCGACGAGGCAAUUGAGAAAUAUCCUUUCUUGGAAAAGUGGCGAGACAAAAGCGUAACUGAACUGGAAUUCCUACAUGGUCAUUUGAACGCUCCAGGGCAAAUGCCAGCCGUGAUCUGCUUCAGGGACAAGGCCUUUGAUGACAUGAGGAGAGAAGAAGGCAUUCAGACAGGAAACAAAAGCCUCGUAUACAAAUACUCGGCUGAAGAAGGUUCAAGACCAUUAAUGGACGACUUGAAGACACGAGUCAAAGCCACGGAAAGGCAGACACUUGGCGUGAACAUGGCGUACAGUACACCUGAAGAGGGGGUCAAAUUUAUGUUCGACGCUAUUUGGAAACACUUAACAGAGGUAACGUUUAAAGAUAUGUCUAACCAGCAACUGACGAGGCGGGAAAAUGAACUCCUCCAGCACACAGCAUUCUUAAAGAACCGAUCAGGGUUGUAUGUAGGCGGAGACAACUACCUCGCCAUACUGAAUCGGAGCUCAGAGACAACAGAAGGCAAACCGGUGUUUGUGAAGGGAAUAAAAGGCAGCGGGAAGUCUGCAUUGUUAUCUACAUGGAUAAAAGCACUCCAAGAGAACAACACAGAGAUUCUCAUUGGGUACCAUUUUGUAGGAUUUGCUGAGGGCAGUACAGGUAUUCCUAACAUAUUAAGAAGGUUGCAUGAAGAUCUAGGAUGUCAGUUGGGAAGUCAUGCAGACUCGGAUCAAACGAAGGACAAAUUUGACCAGUCCGAUUUGAUGGAAACAAUUCACCACUGGGCGAGGAAACUGAAACUGACGUUACAAAAAAUAUCUUCUGUUGGCAAGAAGGCUGUUAUUGUUAUUGACGGAUUGAACAUGGUCGAUAGUCCGGGAAAAGUGGGCAAGCACCUCUUCUGGCUGCCAGACAGUUUACCUAAAGGGACUCAUCUGGUGGUGUCCAGUGUAUCUUCAGAUGAGAAGACGAUCAGAGAACUGGUGGAAAGACGCGGUUUCUCAGUUGUGGAGAUCACACCACUUCUUCCCGAGGAUCAAGCCACGUUUUGUAAGAAAUCUUUGAUGGCGUCUGGCAAAGAAUUGUCCCCUGAUCAGCUGGCCCGGGUAGUUGUUGCUCAAAACACCCACAAUCCACUCUUCCUAACAAUUGUCAUGGAGGAAUUGUGUGUCUUUGGUUACUUCCGCAAUUUAGACAAGAAAAUCGACUCCCUAAUUAACUCCGAAAGCGUUGAGGAACUCUUUCUGCAAUACCUUGAGCGAUUGGAAGUGGACUACAAUGUGAACGAAUACCCAGGGAAUGUUGUUGAAAAGGUGAUGUGCAGCUUGGCCCUGUCUCACCAAGGCCUUACUGAGAACGAGCUGAUAGAGAUGCACUGUAUCCCCAGCUAUGUCUGGUCACCACUCCACUUUGCCCUGGGCAAAUACCUCGUGGAUAGAUCAGGAGUGUACGGGUUUGCAUUUAAUGAAUUAAGAUCAGCCGUCGUGAGGAAGUAUAUGGAUUCGCCGGACACAAAACACAAACAUUGCAAAGAGAUGAUCACAUUCUUUCAAAACCAGUUGAAGAAUGCUCUAAAUAUCUCAUUCUCCGACAAAGCACAGAACGUUCGCCCAUGUUUUGAGCUUCCAUGGUUGUAUAUUGAGAUAGGAGACAAGCUUGGACUUGCAACGGUGUUAUCUCAUUUACUUGUGUUCAAUAUCCUGUACAGCGACGAUGUCUACCAGUUGUUGGAAUUAUGGAAACAAACAGGUCUAAAUGGGAAAGAAAUAGCCAAACGUUGCAUCCGGUCCUUUAACGCUCUUUUGACGAAAGAGUAUUGCGAAAAAAUGGAGGACUUUUUGGACCAAGACAUGUCUGCUCGAAUGAAGUUACUGGAUUUGCUUGAUAAAGUUCGAGAACUCUUAAACCUUGCUCAGAUGAUAGAAGGCGAGGAAAUGAUUCUUCAUAGAGCUAAGGAACUGAUGGAGAAUUUGGAGGGAAAGAUGGACGAAUCAGAAUGGACGGAUAAGUUUAACAGUAUUAAAUACUCGCUGGCAUGUUUAUACUGUGACACGGAACGAUUUGAGGAGGCACAAAGGCUCCACGACGACGUCAUUACUUACAGGCUAAGACUCUUUGAGACGCCGGGUCAUUCACCAAGCUUACAGGAGAUCCGAAACUUGGCUGUUAGUUAUCACGGCGUAGCAGCCACACAUUUGUGUCAGGGAAACUGGGACAAGGCUGAAGAAAUGUUUUACAAAUCCAUCGAAUACGAAGAGAAAGUGGAACAAAAUAAGGCGGAGAAAACUGCUGAUUGUUACGUAAACUUGGGAAAUGUCUAUAUGAAUGGACGUUCGGACUUCGUUAAGGCUUUAGAAUACUACAGAAAAGCCUUGCAGAUGUACGAGGAGGCUUUUCCCGGUCAGCUGCCAUUAACAAUAGGAAAUUUGAUGACAAACAUGGCCCUCUGUCACAGGAAGAUGAACCAACUUGACGAAGCUGAAAAACUGUAUAAACGAUCGCUGGAGAUAAAAGUGAAUGCAGUGGGAGAAGAUCAUCCGAGCACAGCUGUGGCUAACUUGAACUUGAGUACACUCGAAGUUAUACGCAACAACUUUACCAAGGCUGAGGAGUACUGCAGAAACGCCUUAAGAAUCUAUGAGGUAAAUGAAUAUCCAAGUCACCUCAAAGAGAUAAUCAUGGCAAGAGAGAACCUGGCGCUCAACCUAGCUAGGCAUCAAGGCAGACAAGAGGAGAGCCUCCCUUAUUACUGGCCGGCGUUCAAUGCUCUCGUUGAAAAGAAUGAAAUGGACCGUUGUCUGCCAAGGCUGCACGCUGAGAUUGCCCGCUACUGUUUGGAGAAGGGUCGCUAUGAUGAUGCCAGGAAGAUAACCAUGGCGAUGCUGAAGAGUUCGGUUGCGUGCGACAGAAACUACAUCCACCUUCACUUCUUAGACUCAAAGCUCCCAGAGGACCAAAGGCCGGAGCAUCCUAAAGAAUAUAGUUUGGAACAUGCUAUCUCAAUCUGGCCGUUCUCAAAAGGCUUGGUUGAGUAUACCGCGGAAUUGCACAUGAUACCGCGCGAUGACAAGGAAGGUUUCCUGCGAAUGAUUGAGAACUAUCAUACUUCCACUGAGGGGACAGAAGGGGACGAGUUCUUCAAACAAGCAGCUGGCUGGUGUGGACCUGAAAAGAGAGAUCUGAUAAUGGAGGUUCUGCACAUGGGAUUGAAAUACUUCCCAAGCAGCAAGAUAUUGUUGUGCAAUGUAAUACUAUACAUGCGAGAGGACAAUCAAGUUUGUGACGCUGUCCCGUUUGCAGAACGACUCUACGAGAGUUCCAUGGAUGAAUGUAGGUUCCAAAUGUUUGCCUCAGAGACAGUUGCCAUGGCAGCUAGAUUUGAUCUCGCGAGAAAAUUUCUCUCUGAGAUAAAGGUUAGAUGGAGCAACGAGGAUGGAAUUUCAGAAAAGGUGGAAAACGUUCUCAAGGUUUUAGAUUCAGCUGAGGCAGAAACCAAAUAAGCACCAGUAAACAACGAAGAAUUAUCUACACCAGAAUCUAAAGUGUCACCAUCCGGAGAAACGGAAGAAAAACAGAGCUAACUCAAGGGAUAUCCGACCUUCAGAGUGCUCGAAGAUAAAAUAUCUUUUUCCUAACUUUGGAAACCACAGACGUACAUGUAUAAAGGCACUGGAACUAACUCUGGCCAGAACUGAGCAGAUCCUGGAAAUAUGUAUGGCAUUUAGCCUACUCACAAAUGUUGAUUGAACAACAUACUACACGUGGUCGUCUCGGAAUUAUUCUUGAUGCGACUGGCUUCCCGUAUGGGUUGUAGGUGAAAUAACGAUCACUUUAUAUUCGAAAAGGUCAGGGUAGGAAAUGUCAGGUUACACAACGCGGCUUUGUUGUUGUAAUUAAUCCCCUCAUAUGGCGACAUCGGUAGGAAAUACCCAAUCCCAUGUUUCUAUUUGUAGACGAGUACGUAGCAAUGUACUCUUAUAAAGUUAAUAAAUA